AUGUUAGUGAUUAAACAACAUCUGUUAGACGAAGAGAACAUUAUGCGAUCCGAAGAUCUGAACAUUAUGCGGAAAUUAUUUUGGAAAGAGAAGUGUUUGAAAAUGUGCACACAACUACACCGCUGUGUGAUUGCUGUGAUUCCGGGUAUUCUGAAGCGAAUAGUGACAUCAAUCAAGAUUAGGAUCACUUUGGAUUACUCACUAUUGAACUUCUUCUCCUCGCUAUCGUUGAAAGCAGUAUAA
Molecule: messenger RNA, 243 nt
Organism: Necator americanus (New World hookworm)
Lineage: Eukaryota; Metazoa; Nematoda; Chromadorea; Rhabditida; Ancylostomatidae
Exons: 2
Coding region: 1-243 (80 amino acids)
Source: RefSeq, a predicted model, not a curated record